AUGCAGCGCCGGCCAUCGCUUGUGCCUGAUCUUUUCCAUGUCAAGCGGACGAUUGUGAGCAGAUCUCCGCCGUCCAUCCACACCGAAGUCUGCGCGACAUAUACCGACCUCGACUCGGCCCAAGCGGCUGCUUUACAUCGCCUAGAAGAUGAAGGUUACUCCCGAGACUCGUUCAAUGAGUACGUCGAGCAUGAGUUGACCGGUGUUCCAUCCACCUCAUGGCAGUUUGGCGACAACGUACUUGUGCAUGCCCGGAAAGGCGACGAAGUGCAUGAUGUCGAGAUUGAAACGACGCCAAAUUCUCUUGGGGUCCGCUCAAAACCACUCGAUAGCAGAGUUACAGAUAAUUUGUUUUAUGUCUUGCGGACAGUGCAGGACAAAUCGGGCUCGGUUCAUACGGAGAUCAGAGGUAUUCACCUUUCAAAGCAGGGGGCGGUGGCGGCAGCCAGGCAUGAAUUAGUGAGUGGUGAGCGCAAGCAGGAUUGGUACCGCGAGUACGAUGAGGCGCCGGUAUCAAGCUAUGACGAGGAUGCAGCAAGUCAGUUCGUGGUGAGUGCCCUGGGGCAAGAUGGUGUCAGGUACGUGGUGAGUGUGACACAUGAGACUUGA
Messenger RNA from Exophiala dermatitidis NIH/UT8656, 609 nucleotides. RefSeq lists its product as uncharacterized. The record is from RefSeq and is a predicted model, not a curated record. Bases 1 to 609 code for a protein of 202 amino acids. The transcript has a single exon. NCBI's taxonomy places the organism in Eukaryota, Fungi, Ascomycota, Eurotiomycetes, Chaetothyriales, Herpotrichiellaceae.